Catharus ustulatus (Swainson's thrush) is the source of this 1089-nucleotide messenger RNA. RefSeq names its product RNA polymerase II elongation factor ELL2-like. NCBI's taxonomy places the organism in Eukaryota, Metazoa, Chordata, Aves, Passeriformes, Turdidae. Gene Ontology annotation, cellular component: transcription elongation factor complex. Gene Ontology annotation, molecular function: cis-regulatory region sequence-specific DNA binding. The record is from RefSeq and is a predicted model, not a curated record. The transcript is spliced from 9 exons. Gene Ontology annotation, biological process: positive regulation of transcription elongation by RNA polymerase II; snRNA transcription by RNA polymerase II; transcription elongation by RNA polymerase II. The coding region runs from base 1 to 1089 and encodes 362 amino acids.
AUGCGGUCGCUGCUUGGCUCGGCCUUUGCCGGCGGCGGGCCCGUCUUUGGACCGGGACGGGGAGGAACGUUCCAGCACCUUCUCAGAGAAGGCACCUUUGUGGCUAGAUCUGUGGGUGCCCCGUGUGUGGCUGGGAGCUGCGCGGGCCGGCAGGAGGAGAAGCAGCGGCGCUGCCGCCUGAGGAGGCGCAGGCGGGAAUCGGAGAUGGCGCUUGAGCUCCAGGCGGGCCUGCACAAGGGCGACCCGCCAAAUGCCAGUGAGGCGUCGCACAUUGGAAGUGUGCAGGUUGCCAAAUUGUAUAACCCACUUGGAGGUUUGCAGGCAAAUGUCAGAGAGGCAUGGUCCAAGGAACAGGAAGUGGAGAAAGGCAUUAAAAAUUUGACCUACAUUGAAAGGCUGAAGGAGCGUGCCAAGAAAGUUAAAAUACCAGAGCUCAGGAAAGCUCCACAGAGCACUCCAGAUCCUGUGCCUGAGAGGAAGAGAACGAUGCCCACGAACCCUGCAAAAUUCUUCCCGAGACUUUGCAGUUCUGUUUCUCAACGCCCAAUCAGGGACAGGGUGAUUCAUUUACUGGCUCUGAAGAAUUACAAGCAGCCAGAGCUCCUUGCCCGCUUGCAGAGAGAGGGAGUUGUGGAAAAGGACAAGGAAUCCCUUGGAAAGAUCCUUCAGGAGGUAGCCAACCUGGAUGCAAAUGAGAAUUCUUUCAGUCUGAAAGAACAUUUCUUUAAAGACAUCCAGGAAGAUUGGCCUGGCUACAGUGAAAGUGAAAGGCAGAUGUUGGAGGUGACCCUUUUCCAAAAAACAGCUCCACCUCAGAAUGCCACCAACACCAGCCAGUCAUCAUCUCUGGGACCUUCUGAGAGAGAUACUCCACUGAGAACUGCUCAGAAACGGCUUCUGGCUUCUGAUUUUAUCAAUCCUGGGAUGAGCAAGAAGCAGAGGGUUGACCAACAGCCCAGUGAUGUCCAGCCAGCAGCUGGUGGCCACUCUCCUUCGUCCUUGCUCCUGUCUUCCACAUCCUGUUCAACUUUGAACCUGCCUCCAAGAGUCAGCUCCAUUUACCACCUCCACCCUGAGAUCUGUAAAUGA